GACCGUGUCACAUGGAGGGGAGUGAGUGGGAAUGGGGUGGCAGGAGAGGAUGCUGUUCUCAAAAAUCUUUAAGGUCCCCUCUAGGUUUAUCUCAGUUUACCACCAGGAGGCACAAGUGUGGAAAUGACAACCCUAGACUCCUGGGGUGGGGGGAGUAAGGCGCUUCCGGAUUGGUUCUGACUGCCACGUGGCCCUCUCAUAAUUGGCUAGAUGGACGCUGAAGUCCAUCGCUAUUCUGGCUUCAGUCAAGGGCACCUCCACAAACACUCACACCCCUUCACUGACUGUGUCUGGGAAGGACACGUUGUCCCACUGUCCAGGGACUGACCUGAGUAUAAACUACCCCAGCAAGGAGCUGAGUCUCUUGUCAACCUGAGGCCUUGUCUGGUCCUCCUGGGAGUGGGAUGGCUACCUCCUGCUCUGGGAGGGCAUGGGGCCACAUCCAGCUGCCCAGCUGUCAGGGCGCUGACGUGUGAUGCACCCCAGAGCCGCUCGGGUUUCCCCCCCGGGGCUGCCCCAGUGGCUGAGUUAGCAUCCCGGGCAUCCUCAGGCUAAAUAAGGAGCCUGUUUGGGUCAGGGGGCGGGGGCUGGGGUCCCCAGGGGCUUGGGGCAACCAUGCCAAACAAGGCAAGGAGAGGAGCGAUGUAUAAAACCUGGGCCUGGGGCUGAGAACCUGCCCGCGCCCUUACUGUGCCAUCUGGAGGGGCUCCGUGCCUCCUGCUACACAGCCAGUGGACCCGAGUCCUGAAGUCGACCCCUCACGAUGUCCAAAGCAGCUCCUGCCAAAAAACCAGUGGCUGCAGCCCCGCCUCCAGGAUGUACCCUGGAUAUCAAGGACCCCCAGGUCCAGAGGGCGGCCAUUCGCAUCCAGGCCUCUUACCGGGGCCACAGGUCCCGGAAGGAGCUGCGCGAGAAGGGACCGCCGCGAGUGCUGGAGCCGCUGAAGGAUGUGGUGCUGAUUGAGGGCAGCGCGGCUAAGCUGACUUGCCGCAUUUCGGCUUUCCCGGACCCAUUCAUCCGCUGGAGCAAGGACGGCAAGGAGCUGCGCGACGGGCCCAAGUAUCGCUACGUCUUCGAGGACCCUGACGUAGUCGCACUGGUGGUGCGCGACGGCGAGCUGGCAGACCUGGGCCAGUACAGCAUCAACGUAACCAACCCCUUCGGCCAGUGCUCCGACUCGGCACGCAUCUUCGUGGAAGUACCGGCGAAGAUUCAGAAGGGACCGGAUAACACUAAGGCGCGCAAAGGCACCACGGUAACGCUGACUGCAGAGAUCAUGGGCGAGCCUGCGCCCGACGUGGGCUGGACCAAGGACUGGGAGGACAUCGAUGAGGACGACAGAGUGUUCUUCGAGAUCGGCAGUACCACCACGACGCUGACUAUCCGCCGGGCCACGCCUGAGGACAGCGGCAAGUACGAGGUGUACGUGGAGAACAGCCUGGGCAUGGACCAGAGCUUCGCUCGCGUGGACGUGGCCUGAAAGGGACCCUCAGACCCUUCACCCUGGCUGGAGCCCCGGGUGGGUGGGACAGACAACCCUCCUUCAUCUUGCUUAAUAAAGCUGC
This is a messenger RNA of Physeter macrocephalus (sperm whale), 1565 nucleotides long. It is a transcript of the gene SPEGNB, whose product is annotated as SPEG neighbor. Gene Ontology annotation, molecular function: protein binding; protein kinase activity. Lineage: Eukaryota; Metazoa; Chordata; Mammalia; Artiodactyla; Physeteridae. The record is from RefSeq and is a predicted model, not a curated record. The transcript has 5 exons. Bases 764 to 1480 code for a protein of 238 amino acids.